Molecule: messenger RNA, 984 nt
Organism: Malus domestica (apple)
Lineage: Eukaryota; Viridiplantae; Streptophyta; Magnoliopsida; Rosales; Rosaceae
Product: homeobox-leucine zipper protein HAT22-like
Biological process (GO): regulation of DNA-templated transcription
Molecular function (GO): DNA-binding transcription factor activity, RNA polymerase II-specific; sequence-specific DNA binding
Source: RefSeq, a predicted model, not a curated record
AAAAAUGGGUGAUGUUGAAGAAGCAUGCAACACAAAGCUCCAACUAGGGCUUGGUGUGUGUGAAUAUGCUUCAAGGCAAGAGAAGAAGGAUAAUCCUCUGGUUUGCUUGGACCUAUCAUUUGCGCUUUGCCCGAAACAGGAGGUUCCUAAUUUGGACGAUCACAUUGCAAAUGGAUCAAGCGUGAGGACAAUGGAUGUAGAUGAAGAAAGUUAUGAGAGAAGCAUCGAUCACACCAAUAACAAGAGUGUUAUCAUGAACAACAAAAAUGGUGUGAGAAAGAAACUGAGGCUCACAGAAGAGCAGUCCACCUUGUUGGAAGAGAGCUUCAACCGGCAUAGCACCCUUAAUCAGGUCCAGAAACAGUCACUUGCUGAGCAAUUAAAUCUGAAGCCAAGACAAGUUGAAGUUUGGUUUCAGAACAGAAGAGCAAGGACAAAGUUGAAGCAAACAGAAGUAGACUGUGAGUUCUUAAAGAAAUGUUGUGAAAGUCUAAGUGACGAGAAUCGAAGGUUGAAGAAAGAGUUGCAGGAGUUGAAAUCAUUAAACGCGAACGGGACAUCACCAUUGUACAUUCAGAAGGCUACAAUGCCUCCGGUGUGCCUAUCUUGUGAGAAAAUGGUAAAAGCUCAGGAAAAUAACCCAGCUGCUGCGACGAAUGCAGAAGAUCUCAAUGUGGUCCGAAAGAGUAGUAAUUAAUAAAGUGCAGUGCGGCUUUGACGGUACAAAUUAACUAGAGAGAUUGGAUGGUAUAACUUCAUAGCUAUAACCACAGCCAAUAUUUAUAGGUGCAACAAGUAAUGAAGUAUCGAUCAGAUCGAUCAAUCAACAACUACCCACAUGAGUAAAAUGAUUUAUAUGAAUUACAAUGAGGGGUCCAAGUGUUGUACUAAUUAUAGAAAAGAAUAAGCUAGAAAAGAAGAAUUAAUGUUAAACUGUCAUAACCUUCGCAAGGAUUUAUUUGAUUUGACCUGAAUGUUUUUUUA